UUUUGAAGGAACAUUAUUAACCACUUGUUCAGACACCUCAGCAAGUUCAGUGAGUCGAUGACUUGGCAAGUUCACUUCAUUAAAGGCUGAACAUGAAGAGAUGAAAGCUGGACUGUAAUAUGAGUUAAUGCUAGUGAAUCGGCCAAGAAUCAAGGUAAUGAAGAAAUACAUUUGAAAGGAUUAACAUUGCUGUGGAAUUUACCGUUCCACGAGGUCGAUCCUGUGGGAUUCAAGAGGAAGACUGUGAAAGAGCAGGGUUUUGCUCCUUCCUCCGAAGACUCUAGUACUGGCUAUUAUUGGAGACAGGAUAGCAGAAUGCAUGGACACAGACUCCGGCUUUGAGCUGUAGCAUCAUCAGAAAUUUUCACAAGCAAACAUCCAGAGCCACCUUAAAAAAGCAACAUGAAAGAAACUAAGAAACCAGCUGCAACUGAGAAAUUCUGCUGUAUUUCCAAGUUUAAGGUAUUUCUGCUGGCAUCAUCAUUUGCAUAUCUAGCUAAAACUAUGUCUGGGGCUUACAUGAAUAGCAUGCUCACACAGAUAGAGAGAAGAUUUAAUAUUCCAGCCUCUCUGGUGGGCAUUAUUAAUGGAAGCUUUGAAAUUGGAAACUUGUUGAUGAUAGCAUUUGUGAGUUACUUUGGUGCAAAACUUCAUAGACCAAGAAUAAUUACUUUGGGGUGCACAGUUAUGUCUUUUGGCUGUCUUUUGAUAUCACUACCUCAUUUUCUCAUGGAACGGUAUCAGUAUGAAACUGCCCUUUCACCAUUAGAGAAUUCUUCAUCAAGCAUGUCCAUGUGUCUCAUAAAUCAAGGCCAGUCCUUCACACCUAUGGAGAAAAAAUCAGCAGAGUGCGAACAAAAGUCUGGGUCCUUGAUGUGGGUGUUUGUGUUGGUAGGAAACAUGAUACGAGGCAUUGGUGAAACUCCCAUCAUGCCGUUAGUCAUUUCAUAUGUGGAGGAUUUUUCCAAAGCAGAAAAUUCACCUUUUUACAUAGGGUGCCUACAGAUAGCAACUGUGAUAGGUCCUUUUAUUGGUUUCAUGUUGGGAUCAUAUUGUGCACAGCUGUAUGUGGAUCUGGGAUUCACAGAUAUAGAGGAGGUGACUAUAACACUUACUGAUGCCCGUUGGGUUGGGGCAUGGUGGCUGGGCAUUCUGAUUUGUGGAUCAGUAAAUCUGCUCGCUGGAAUACCUUUUUGUUUUCUGCCCAAGUCCCUUCCAAAGGAAGGACAAGCAAGUGAUACUGAGCUAUUAAGUAAGAUAAAUGAAUCAAAAGAGAGAGGUGAAACUCAAGCCAAAUUGAAAAUGCGUGAAAUCACUAAAGAUUUCAUCCCAUUCCUCCGGAGUCUGUUUCACAACCCAGUUUAUAUGUUGUUUAUAUGCAUAACUGUGAUGCAGUUCAGUGCUUUCAUUGGUAUGAUAACCUUCAUGCCAAAAUAUUUGGAACAACAGUAUGGGAAAUCUGCAUCACAAGCCAUCUUUUUAAUAGCUGUUUACAAUUUACCAGUUAUAUGCAUUGGAUAUUUUCUUGGAGGCUUUCUAAUGAAGAAAUUCAAGAUAAGUACCAUUCAAGCUGCCAACAUAGCCUUUUGGAUCUCUUUAAUUGAAUACCUAAUCUACUUCGCUGCUUAUUUCACGGUCUGUGAAAAUUCUCCAGUUGCUGGUCUAACAGUCUCCUAUGAAGGAAUAGAACAGGUCUCAUACAUGGAAACAACCCUACUUGCUGACUGUAACAGUGAUUGUGAUUGCUCAAGUAAAGUGUGGGACCCUGUUUGUGGGAAGAAUGGAAUAACGUAUGUUUCACCUUGUCUUGCUGGUUGUAAAGCUUCAGAUGGAACAAGCAAAUAUAUAGUAUUUGAAAAUUGCACCUGUGUUGCAGCUUCUGGAUUUUCAUCUGGAAAUGUCUCUGCGGUUCUGGGCCAGUGUGAUAAAGAAGCAAACUGUGACAUGAUGCUUCACUACUUUUUAAUAUUAUCAGUAGUCUGCAGCUUCAUUUAUUCCUUAGGAGCCAUGCCUGGAUAUAUGGUUUUAAUAAGGUCUCUAAAGCCUGAAGAAAAGUCAUUUGGUGUGGGUAUCCAUAUACUUGCUUCAAGAGUAUUUGCUGGAAUUCCAUCUCCCAUUUAUUUUGGAGCUUUGAUAGACACAACAUGUUUGAAAUGGGGAACUCUGAGUUGUGGUGGUGAAGGAGCAUGUAGGAUGUAUGACAUUGUCACAUAUAGAUGGCUCUACCUGGGACUGCCAGCGAUAUUACGUGGACUGUCCUACAUCCCAUGUGUGUUAAUUCUCCUUAUUUUAAAGAAACAACUUAAAUCUUCUGAAGAGAAGAGCUUAAAUAGUUCACCAAUGGCAACGGAGGUCAUAGAAGAGCAAAAAUGACUGAACAGAGAAGCAUUCCAAAAGCUAAGACUUUUGCGGGGCAUAUCAUGAGACAGCCUCAUAGUAUAAACUUGAGCAUAUCUUUACUAAUGAUUGGUGAUUGAAACUAGUGAACACUUGGACUGAGACUAAUAUAAUUAUUAGGGCUGUCAAGGGAUUAAAAAUAUUAAUCGCAACUAAUCAUGCGAUUAAAAAAAUUAAUCGCGAUUAAUUGUGCGAUUAAUUGCACUGUUAA
Chelonia mydas (Green sea turtle) is the source of this 2608-nucleotide messenger RNA. RefSeq names its product solute carrier organic anion transporter family member 1A2. Gene Ontology annotation, cellular component: membrane. The record is from RefSeq and is a predicted model, not a curated record. The transcript is spliced from 17 exons. The coding region runs from base 403 to 2373 and encodes 656 amino acids. NCBI's taxonomy places the organism in Eukaryota, Metazoa, Chordata, Testudines, Cheloniidae. Gene Ontology annotation, biological process: transmembrane transport; sodium-independent organic anion transport; bile acid and bile salt transport. Gene Ontology annotation, molecular function: bile acid transmembrane transporter activity; protein binding.